This is a messenger RNA of Cyprinus carpio (common carp), 2594 nucleotides long. RefSeq lists its product as uncharacterized. Gene Ontology annotation, molecular function: nucleic acid binding. Gene Ontology annotation, biological process: DNA integration. NCBI's taxonomy places the organism in Eukaryota, Metazoa, Chordata, Actinopteri, Cypriniformes, Cyprinidae. The record is from RefSeq and is a predicted model, not a curated record.
UAUAAAAUUCUAGCUCGGCAGUAUGACCCUCUGGUAUGACCCUCAGUAUGACCCUCAAGGCCAAGUCUACCUGUCCUUCCUGGCAGCGAGAUCAAGAGUCGCUCCCCGGCGACGACACUCCAUUCCACGUCUUGAGCUCUGCGGUGCUCUAACAGCAGCCCAACUGGCAAAGAUGUUGGAAGGGGAGCUGACCUUGAAGAUUGAUAAGACUAUACUUUGGAGUGAUUCAACUACGGUGCUUACCUGGCUGCAGUCGGAGUCGUGCCGUUUCAAGGUAUUUGUGGGCACACGUGUAGCUGAAAUACAGGAGCUCACGGAACCCAGUGCCUGGCGGUAUGUGGACUCCUCACUGAAUCCAGCCGAUGAUGUCACGCGGGGUAAGACUCUUGGGGAGCUCGCCGUGCCUAAUCACUGGAGUCAAGGGCCCCCUUUCCUCCUCAAGGGACCCCACGAAUGGCCAUCUCAAUUACCUAGGCUGCCUGAUUCAGAUUUGUCAGAGUACAGGAAGUCAGUUUCCUGUGGUAUUGUGACUAACGGUGACUGGCCAUGUUCUCUACAGGGUGGCCAACACACUUGGAAGGAUCUGGUUGAGGCUACGGUGUGUGAGCUUCACGGGGCGGCAGGACUGGGUAGUGCGGUUACUGCUUCAGACUAUCAUCAAGCAGAAAUUAUCAUCUACCAGAGAAUCCAGCAGGACUGCUUCCCAGAAGAACUGUUCCACCUCAAGAAGGGCAAGUCAGUACCAAAUAGUAGUCGACUACUUACCUUGUCCCCAGAGUUAGACCCUGAGGAUGCGAUCAUACGUGUUGGUGGUAGAUUGCGGCGGGCUGAAGCUCUCGAUUCUGCUUUUAAACACCCGAUCGUCUUGGAUCCCAGUCAUCCAGCCACCAAGCUCCUUAUACAGGACUAUGACACUCGUCUCUGUCACCCUGGAUCUGAAUGGGUUUACGCAGAAAUGCGUCGCACUUUCUGGAUACUGCGCGGGAGUGAGGCAAUUCGUCAUAUACAACAUCUCUGUAAGGAGUGUAGAAGAUGGAAGGCCAAGCCAUCGGUGCCCAAGAUGUCAGACUUACCAGUGGCCCGUCUGCGUUUAUAUAAGCCAGCCUUCUAUUCCACGGGUGUGGACUGUUUUGGGCCUUUCCAGGUGAAGUUGGGACGCCGCUCUGAAAAGAGAUGGGGCAUUAUUUACAAAUGUCUCACCACACGAGCGGGGCACCUGGACCUCUUACACAGCUUGGAUUCAGAAUCGUUUCUAAUGAGCCUCAGGAGAUUCAUUGCCCGUAGGGGUACGCCAGCUGAACUCUACUCGGAUCAGGGCACAAAUUUCAAGGCAGGAGAGAAAGAGCUUCGUGAGACAUUUGAUGGUCUAUCCUCAGAGCUUCAGCAACUUCUAGCGAAGCAGAAGAUUACUUUCCACCUCAACCCCCCAGCAGCACCCCAUUUUGGUGGGGCAUGGGAGCGAGAGAUAAGAUCAGUCAAAUCUGCUUUGUAUACCGUUAUAGGAGCUCAGCCAGUCUUUGAAGAAGUACUCCGUACUGUCUUGUUGGAAGUCGAGGCGAUACUGAACACAAAGCCACUGGGAUAUACCUCAGCCAAUAUAGCAGAUCUGGAUGCAAUCACUCCGAACGUCCUCUUGAUGGGGCGGCUAGAUGGUGCUUUGCCCCAGGUGGUAUACAACAAGAGUGAAGGCUUGAGUAGGAGAAGAUGGAGGCACUGUCAGGUCUUGGCAGACCACUUCUGGUCUAGGUUUAUCAGGUACUACUUACACACCCUGCAGCCUCGACAGAAGUGGCAUACCCCCAAUGUGGAUCUUGCAGUCAACUCUGUUGUUCUGAUGAUGGACCCACAGCUUCCCAGGGCUCUUUGGCCAGUCGGCAGAGUGACUAAGGUACAUCAGAGUGUUGAUGGUUGUGUAAGGUCAGCCGAUGUCCGGAUCAAGGACAAAGUCUACACCAGACCAGUUGCCCGUCUCAUUGCCCUUCCAGCUAUCCCAGAUUCAUAAUGGAUUCCAUCGUAGUGCCUAUGGAAGCGACUGAGCAGUGAGCCUUUCUCAGGAGCAAACUGCAUGCAAUUUGGGGGCGGCUGUGUGAAAGUCUCACUAAUGACACUGAUUUACGACGUGGAUGGAUAAGAGCGCUCUCGUCCCGGUUGCGGGGACUCUUAUUUUGACGGAAUGCAGCUCAUACGGUGGGGUGCUUCAGAGUGCGCGCGCACCGCGAUCCAGUCUUGCAUCAGCCGUCAUCUUCAGAGAGAACGAGCCGUGAAAUUCCCUGACUAAAUUCAGUUUUGAUCUUCGUUAUGUUCCUAUGAGUGUUUAAAGUUGUGUGCGUCCAGAGAGAAAACCACACACUCAUAUGCUGACACUCCUCAGGACAUACAGCAAAGACGAUACCACUUAGUACCCAUAUACAUGCUCAUCUUCGAUCUGUGCACAGAGAGCACUGUUUAAUACAGCUCAUUAGGAUCUGGCUCCCCCUCUUCAUAUGCUUGUAUAAAUAAAUCUGUUAAACUGGAUUCCUUCUUCGACUUUGGUGUUCUUACCGACACACCCGGACCAGCUUCACCUCAUUAGCAACAGCUAGCACCUUACAGUC